Messenger RNA from Pseudophryne corroboree (corroboree frog), 7692 nucleotides. RefSeq names its product cerebral endothelial cell adhesion molecule (gene CERCAM). NCBI's taxonomy places the organism in Eukaryota, Metazoa, Chordata, Amphibia, Anura, Myobatrachidae. The transcript is spliced from 12 exons. The coding region runs from base 333 to 2102 and encodes 589 amino acids. The record is from RefSeq and is a predicted model, not a curated record.
CUGCCAAGAUACUCUGCAAGGAAGGAAGGACUGUAUGAUGAGUCCAUGCUGACAGACACGAGUGUGCAUAGUAUAUGAGGGUUCCCUUGUGCAAUACGUAGACAUGAGUGAGGGAGAAGAACACAAACUUUUCUCCUCAAACUUCAUUACGGCCCCCUGCUGCCUGCAACCUUCCCUGCCAGGCUGUCAGUCAGAGUCCCCCUCCCCUCCUUUCCCCCUGAUAGCCCCAUCUCUCUCCUCCUCCUCUUCCCCCGGGCACACACAUCAGCCCUCCCCGCCUGCUCUCCUCUCUGUCUCCCCCUCCUCUGACACGUCCAUCCCGGUGCUUAAACAUGGCCCAUGCUGCUGUGCUGCUGCUUCUCCUGCCGGGCCUGCUGCUGCUGCUGGCAGCCGGGCAGGAGAACGCUGCUCCCUCUUCUCCUUCCCUAGUCAUCGCUAUGCUUGCUCGCAAUGCAGCUCAUUCCCUGCCCUACAGCCUGGGGGCGCUAGAGAGGAUGAACUUCCCUAAAGAGAGGACCUCCAUCUGGUGUGUAACUGACCAUAAUGAAGAUGCAACACUUGAUGUACUGCAGAAGUGGCUGGAAUCGGUGCGGCCGUUAUAUAAUUCAGUGGUGUGGAAAGCACAGGAGAGGCCCAGGUGGUAUGCCGAGGAGAUUGGCCCAAAACAGUGGCCCAAGGAACGCUAUGAGCACCUCAUGAAGCUACGACAGGAGGCACUGAACUAUGCCAGGGAGAGCAAAGCCGACUAUAUCCUGUACACGGACGCAGAUAACAUCCUGACCAAUGACAAUACAGUGCAGUUGCUGAUGGCAGAGAAUAAGACCUUGGCAGCGCCCAUGUUGGACUCACAGACAGGAUUCUCAAACUUCUGGUGUGGAAUAACCCCCCAGGGAUUUUAUCGCCGAACACCUGAUUAUUACCCCACAAGGAACCGUCAGCGCACUGGCUGCUUUCCAGUACCCAUGGUCCACUCCACCUUUCUCCUGGACCUGCGGAAGGAAGAGAGUCACAAACUGGCUUUUUACCCCCCUCAUCCUCUUUACACCUGGACUUUAGACGAUAUCAUUGUGUUUGCAUACUCCUGCUUGGCAUCAGGAGUACAGGCUUUCGUGUGUAACAGUCAACGCUAUGGUUAUAUCAAUGUUCCAGCACAGCCGCAGCAAAGCCUGGAAGAUGACAAGCUGAAUUUUGUGCACCUUUUAUUGGAAGCAAUGGUGGACGGUUUUCCUUUCAUUUCUUCUCAGUACAUAUUCCCGCUGCAGAAGCAUCCAGACAAAAUGGGGUUUGAUGAGAUAUUUCUGAUUAAUCUGCUGCGUCGCCCUGAGAAACGAAAGAGAAUGCUCCGCUCUCUUUAUGAACAGGAGAUAUCGUGCAACGUGUUGGAUGCUGUGGAUGGAGGGGCUCUGAACAGCAGUGCCAUCAAGCGUCUGGGUGUGAAUCUGCUGACGGGAUUCUAUGACCCGUUCUCCGGUCGGACCCUCACUAAAGGGGAGGUGGGCUGCUUCCUGAGCCAUUAUAAAAUCUGGAAAGAGAUUGUAGAUCGCCAGCUGGAUGUGACCCUGGUGUUCGAAGACGACGUACGGUUUGAGUCCUUUUUCAAGCGAAAGAUGAUCCGCCUCCUGGAUGACAUCCGAACGGCUCAGCUGGACUGGGACUUGAUAUACAUAGGACGUAAACAGGUGACCGCAGAUCCUGAGAGGCCGGUGGAGAAUGUGUGGAACCUGCUGGAAGCAAAUUACUCCUAUUGGACCCUUUGUUACAUGAUCUCCUUGCAGGGGGCCCAGAAACUGCUGAAUGCUGACCCCCUUACCAAGAUGCUACCUGUAGAUGAGUUCCUACCCAUUAUGGCAGACACACACCCAAACGAGGAAUACAAAAGUCAUUUUGGCAGUCGGGACCUGAAGGUGUUCUCUGUUCAUCCUCUUCUGGUUUACCCCACACAUUACACCGGAGAGCCAAGCUGGCUGAGUGACACAGAGACGUCCACCCUCUGGGAUGAUGACAACGUACGGACAGAUUGGAGUGGAUCACAGAAGACCCUGAAAGACACGCGGAGGAAUGUACCUGUUGGGCUGCGCUCCACAUUGCGGGAUGAGUUGUGAUCUACAGUCCUACGAUGAAGAGAAACCUUAGGUGACAAGCAGUCACAUACCAUGGAGCCUGAAUAUGGGAAUGAAAGAAGAGAGGCGUGGAAGUGCGCGGUUCACAAUGUCUCUCUCCUUUUGCGCCUUGUUAUCUGUCCUUCAUGCAGUCAUGUAGAUAUGGAAAGAUAUCAUAUUUUAUACCCUUCUGUUGACAUUGUUUCCAAAACCUUUUAUACAGAACAAACUCUUAUUGGACUAUCAGACGGUGAACAUUUUUCAUAUCGUUUAUGGUGUGUUUUUAUUUUAAAUUGUCUAAAAGGGAAUUUAAUGUAUUUUUUUUCUACUCUUAAAAACACUAUUAUAUGACAGUUAUAACCAGAAUGUGUAUUUAUGAAUCGCCAAUGAGAUUGACUAAUGUCUGUCUGUGUCACUUGGUGACGGGUUGUUGGUAACUUGUGCCUUGUUUCUAGCAACACUUUGGGGGUCAUUCCGAGUUGAUAGCAUGCUGCAACUUUUUGCUUGCCGUGCGAUCAGAUAGAUGCCGCCUAUGGGGAGGGGUUUUUUGCAUAAUAAGGGUGCAAUGGCUUGUGCCGCCGAGCUAUGCAAAAACAUUUUGUGCAGUUUCUGAGUAGCUUCUGACUUACUCACCCACUGCGAUCUCUUCAGCCUGUCAGGUCCCGGAAUUGACGUCAGACACCGCCCUGCAAACACCUCGACACGCCUGCAUUCACCUCACCACUCCCUGAAAACGGUCAGUUGACACCCAGAUCUGUCUUCUGCCUGUCAAUCUUCUAGCAUUCGCCGCUGCAAACACUUCUGUCGUUGCUCUGGUCGCUGCCUGGCGACGGACAACGACGCGCAUGUGCAUUGGGGCCCGUGCGCAGCCGCAGUUCAGACCCGUUCGCACGGCUGCGAAAAAAAGCAGCAUGCGAACGGGUCGGAAUGACCCCCUUUGUUACUUGUAUGGGAAUUCAGUUUCCAGCGGGAAAUUUGAAAUCCGCGUGGUGUGGGGUUUUGCUAUUCAAUUAAACUAGAUAAAUCGGGAUGCAGUGAUUUCUAUAGAAAUCACUGCAUCUUUUUUCUAGCACCUCUAGAGCAAGUCUAAUUUUUCCUAAAAUCUGUAAUUUUAGGAGAAAUCGCCAGGACUGGCUCUGGCAGCCAAACACCCUCCCACCCACACGAGGAUUAGUUAAGCAAUUGGAAGUUGCCAAUUACCUUAAUUAGGCUGUAAUUAUCCACCUUCCAAAGCAGUGUCUUCUUCAUCCAGCGUCAGGAGCCGGUUCUUCUGCAGCAGCGGUGAGUAUGAAGUGUCUAUAAGUGAGUGUGUAAGACUCCCGUUGUCAGUGUCAUCCACCUCGGAAUGCUGAAAACCCUGCAACCAUUUCUUUAAAUUGGAUACCAGUGGUAUCAGGAGUGUGCAUACUCAUUGUAAUCCAAAACUGGGCACGAGGUAAGCAAGGUUUUUAACGUCACUAAACCUCGCACACAAUUGAAUCCCCCCCAUGGUGUACAUAUUUACAUAUACCUGCCCUUAAUUUUUUCCUGGCUGUGGGCAUGCUCUGUCUGUACUAUAAAAGGGAACUGAACUCCUACACGCAAUCAAUUAGAUUCGGUUGAUAGGAAAUAUAGAAACCGUCAUAAAGGAAAUGAGUUUAGGCUUUGAAGGUGUUUUAUGAUCCCUCACAACAUCUCUGCCAUGCAGUAUUGUCUCCAUUGAUCUGUAGUGGCAAUACAUGAGUUUAAAGAACAAGUAAAGCCACUAUAUUAAUGCACAUCAAUGCCUGUUCCUCUCUGGGAUGAGUAAUACAUAUAAGAAAAGUGGAGCGUUAGUUCUCAACUAAAGAUGUUCAUUGCGUGUCACUGCCCUGCAGCAGGUUGCAAAGUUAGGAAGGAGGAACUUCUCUAACUAAGCAGAUAGUGUUUGAGUGACAGUUUGGCAGGCUUGCCGUGCAGAAAUGCAGAGUGCGGAUUGGUGGAUUCAUACACGGGGCAGGGGCGGUAACAUCGAAGCAACUGUGCAAGGUGUGGGAGUAGCUUCUGUAAUGGAGUGGGAAGGUUACAUUUUACUUUGUAGAAGACAUGCAGUAAAGGGAUGUAGUUAUGUGACCGGCGGUCACAAAACCGACGCCUGCAUCCCACCCCCUCAAAAUGCCAACAGUCGGCAUGCCGACUAACAGGGACUAUUCCCACUCGUGGGUGUGCACGACACCCAUAGAGUGCGCCCGCCACCGAGCCCACAAAGGGCUUUGUUGCGCUCGCCACCCCCACGUCAUUCUAAACCCUGGGAUCCCGGUGUCGGUAUGGUGACCAGCAGGAUCCCAAACGCCGGUUACCUAUACCAAACCUGCAGUAAAUAAUAUAUUUUCUCUUCACGGCACAUAUUUCAAAUCUAAUGAUUUUUUGUUCACGUGAUUUUAAAUAAUAAUAGUAAUAACAAUGUACAACUGCAAGCCUUCCCAUUGCGUUCGUAUUUGUGUGACCCACACGAGGCAGCUCCGCCGCCACAACUUGUAUACUCCUUAUUGUUCCCUGUAUUUACACGUAACACCAGUCGCCCUUCCCUCUAAUACGCACAAGUUGUAUAGGUAGAACACAGUGAUGGCUGCAAAACUUGAUUAAACGUAUAAAUACCAUAAAUAGGUCUGAUGUCUUACUGUGGAGGCAAAAACGCUUCUGGUAUAGAACACACGGAAACUCAGCACAUUCUCCAAAGAAUAAAUGGGCUAAUUCAGACCUGAUCACUGCUGUGCUCUUAGCCCUGCGAUCGCCUCUGCCUGAUUGACAGGCAGAGGCGGCGGGCCGGCUGCAUUUGGCCGCUGUUUAGGGGGGCGGGCCGCGGCGACUGCAUUACAUCACACGCAGCCGCUGCGACCUGAGCAGCAACGAGUAGCUUGCUGCCAGUGCGCAGGAGCGCACUCUACCAGUACAAAAGCAUCACCGCUGUGCGAUGCUUUUGUACUUGUGCAACGGGGCAGGCACUGACUAGUCCUGUGCUGGGCGUCUCCCCGCAUGUCAGGGAAGCUGAUCGUAGAUGUGCUAAAUUUAGCACAUCUACGAUCAGGUCUGAAUCACCCCCAAAGUAAGCACAGAUUGCCUUUAAGGGGCAUAUUUAUAAAAAUAUGUGGUCUGCACCUAAAAAUGAAGAUUCCAUUAUCACCCCAAAUUGUGGAAAUAAGGAAUCUUUUUCAUUCAAUUUGAAUGACCAGGACACAGCUCUGAUAAGAGCCCGUCCUGGAGAUAAGGAAUAAUUAAAGCGAUCACAUCCUUGGUCACUAUACUUCUACCCACGUACCCACCCGCAGCUUCUGUGCAUGCACAGUUCUCCUGCUACACAGGCACAAUGCGGCAAAAGCCGCAAUGCCCUCCGGGACGUCCUGGAAAAGGAUCGCAAUAGUAAUGGUAAUUAGAUAAUGCCAUCUGAAGAUGGCGUUAGCCCACACAGGGAAUUCACUAUGUAUUGGUGACAUGAUAAGACAUUGGGCACUUUUGUUAAACACAGCGGGGUAAAUACAAUUUGGAGCAAUGGACAGGUGAUAGAGGUGAUUUGUCAUUGUGGUGUCAUGUAAACACCAUCAACGACUCCCAACAUUGUGCAUUUUAUUUUACAGCCUCAUAGGAGUGCAUAUUAAAGUGCACAAAUUAAGCCUACUGUAUAUAUGGGAUAUGUGUGCACUAUACAUCUCUCAUACAUCAGGCCAGAACAGAGCAAAGUUACAUGAUUCCUAUCCUAAUUGAAUUGGUCCCCAACUCAUCUAAGAAAACACUCUGCAGAGAAGCUUCUAUGUAACUCACACCGAGAAUGUUCGUCAUAGUAAUAUUCAAUUUCUGUUUUAGAGAGAUGCAUAAAAACUUACUUUGAUCUCUGCUGUAAUCAUAACAAUUAACAUAACUGCAGUUUAAUUUUUCAAAAUACAAUGUAACUUUAGUGUACAUAUACAAUAUUCUGCUUUUGGCAUCUGGCGUACAAUGGGGUCUUUUGGUUUAUGGAUCAUAGAACUUCUACUCAGGUUACCAGUUUAGGGGAACAAAAAUUAAAUCUGAAUUUUAGUACGUUGUGGACUGUGUUAAAUACAUAAUUUCCAAGGCGCCCACCCAUGGUGCAACUUGGACAGCCAAUUAGAUUGUUUUAGCCCCAUUGUUGGCAAACCAUAUGGGCACAGAAAAAUGGACAACGUCAAACAGAACAAUUGGAAGAUGCUGUCAGACAAUUGCUGUCUCAAAGGGUGUCAUUCCGAGUUGAUCGCUCGCUAGCUAUUUUUUGCAGCGCUGCGAUCAGGUCAAAACUCUGCAAAACUGUGCAUGCACCGGAAUACGCAGGCGCAUCAUGUGGGUACAAAGCGGAUCGGUGCGAUGGAUUUAACGAAGAAUACAUUCGCACAGCCGAUCACAAGGAGAUUGGCAGGAAGAAGGCGUUUAUGGGUGUCAACUGAACGUUUUCAGGGAGUGGUUGGAAAAACGCAGGCGUGUCCAAGCGUUUGCAGGGCGGGUGUCUGACGUCAAUUCCGGGACCAGACAGGCUGAAGUGAUCGCAGCGGCUAAGUAAGUUUAGAGCUACUCAGAAACUGCACAAACCUUUUUGGUACCGCUCGGCUGCACAAGCGUUCGCAUCCUUGCAAAGCAAAAAUACACUCCCCCAUAGAUGGCGACUAUCUGAUCGCAGCGCUGCAAAAAAAAGCGAGCAAUCAACUCAGAAUGACCCCCCCCCCCCCCCCAAUGUGCAUACAGUCACUAUCUAAUUGCACCGAUGUAGCUCCAUUACAUAUAGACUCAUUUCAGAAAGUGUGUAAACUAGUUUAGAUUCGGUGGGAAUAGAACAAACUCCUGUAAAUUUGCAACAAGAGAACCUUUAAGUAUUAGAUAAAUUGUAGCUUUUGAAAGAACAGCAAGCUCUCUACCCAAGGAAAGAACAACUUUUUUUCCAGUAACAUAGAUGUCCGUAAAAUGCCUAGCAAUUUUCUGCUGAUAUUGGCUGAGUGCAAUGGAAACAACAUAUAAAGAGUAAUAUGUUAUUUAUUAAAAAGGGAAGGGGGUGGGGGAAGGUAUAUAUACGUUAGUUCCGAAGAGAGCACCAGCAUGAAUAGAGUACUAUUCUCGUGCCAAACUAAUGAUACAGAUAUGGGGGCACGCACAGGAUUUUGGUAAAUAUACAAUAUUUAGGAACAUACUGGAAUUUCCACAGCUUGUUUAAUGAUCGUUGCCCCUUAAAGGUGCGGAAUGCCUGCUUAUUACAGAAUCUAUUCAAAUUCACUGGGAAAUUGAUAUUGUGAAGAGAAUCAGCCAUAUAACAUUUUUUUCUCAUUUUUGUUCUGAAGUUGUUGUCAUACAUCAGAAUUGUUGGGAAUACACAAAUAAAACCUUCAAAAGUGUACUUUUUUUGUCAAAAUGUACUGUAUAUGUAUAACAGGACUAGGUGACACAUAUAUAACACUUAAUGUCAGCACAUGAUUCAAUACCAAAAUAAAAUGUUAGCGGAACAGUGACAAUAUGUGUGCAGUGUAUUAUAUCACUAUGGUGACCUUCUUUGUCCUAACAAUUGUCAAUUAUAAUUCACUAAUAAAUGUAACAUCUCAGGUUCAUAACUUAUUAAUAAAAAGUUUUAUGUGCAUAA